UAUUCUUUUAAGCAAGGUUGUGUUUCUGGUGCCUUAAUUUGUUGUAAGUUCGUUGCUGCUGAUUUGCACAAAAUGGCGAAAAACUUAGAAAAGAGCUUCAGGGCUGUUGCGAUAGACUUGUUCCGUGAGCUGCGGAAUGAGGAUCAAGGGAAUAUCUUCUUCUCGCCGUUCAGCAUCCAGGCGGCUUUCUCCAUGGUUCUCGCGGGUUCUGGUGGAGUUACUCAUGAAGAAAUGUCGAAAGUGUUGCACUUCGUUGCUGCUGAUUUGCACAAAAUGGCGAAAAACUUAGAACAGAGCUUCAGGGCUGUUGCGAUAGACUUGUUCCGUGAGUUGCGGAAUGAGGAUCAAGGGAAUAUCUUCUUCUCGCCGUUCAGCAUCCAGGCGGCUUUCUCCAUGGUUCUCGCGGGUUCUGGUGGAGUUACUCAUGAAGAAAUGUCGAAAGUGUUGCACGUUAUGACCAAAAACACCGGAGACGUUCAUGACCAAUUCAGAGACUUGUUGAAGACAAUAGAGGAUCACAAAGACGUGACCUUGGCAACCGCAAACAAGGUGUUUGUGCAAGAUGGAGCCAAAAUUCAGGAAGAGUAUUUGAGUCGAGUGAAGGAAAGCUAUCUCAGUGCCGUUGAAAACACUGAUUUCAGCGAUGACGCUAAUCGCGCCAAAAUAAACGCAUGGGUUGAAGAUCAAACAAAGAACAAGAUCAAAGAUUUGCUCCCUCCAGGCUCUUUGAACGCCAUGACCAGGAUAGUUCUGGUAAAUGCGAUUUAUUUCAAAGGAAACUGGUUGAACCAGUUUGACCCGGCAAGCACGAGAAAUCAACCAUUUUUUCAGACUAAGGAGAAAACUAUUGAUGUGCCGAUGAUGUCAAGGAAAGGACAUUAUCGUCUCAUUGAUAUUGAUGCUUUGAACGCGAGAAUUCUGGAGCUGCCUUACAAGGGAGAAAGCAUGUCCAUGUUUCUGCUUGUUCCAAGAGAAGUGGAUGGACUGGAGGCGCUAGAAAGUGCCUUGACGCAUGAAAUGCUGGAAAAGGUUAUUUCUACGAAAGGCGCUCGACGUGAGCUGACUGUCGUCUUGCCGAAAUUUAAACUUGAAUCCUCCUUCACCCUCAGUAAAACGUUAUCCAAGCUUGGAAUGCCGAGUGCGUUCAAUGCAGAUGAGGCAGACUUUUCUGGGAUUACCGGCGACAAAUCAUUGUUCGUGAGUGAAGGUUAUCACAAGGCCUUCUUGGAGGUAAAUGAAGAGGGAAGUGAGGCUGCUGCUGCAACUGCCGCAGUAAUGAUGUUGCGAAUGAUGCCAAUCAACAUCACGGUCAAAGCCGAUCGUCCCUUUUGCUUCUUCAUCAUGGACAACCGGAACAACGUCCCAUUAUUCCUUGGGCACGUGAUCAGACCAGAGGCUUAAAAAUCGCUGAAACUUGCGAAUUAAUAAGACAGCUGCCUGGAUCUAUCUAUAUGAACUAUUAUUCAUAUGUUUAAUCAUCGCGUGGAUUGUGUCGUGAAUGUGGCAUUAUUUUACUGGCACAAUUUCUUGAGCUUUUACCACGAGUUGAUCGAUGUAUUGUAGUUGCUUACCUCAACACGCCAACACGAAAAAUAUGUUCAGUAUUUACGUGUAUGUGAUGCGCACAGUGCUUUAUGUUCCAACUAUGUGAUGUUAAACGUCGAAGCUGUUGAAUUGACGAAUAGAAAGUCUAUGUUCGCAGAGAAA
Notodromas monacha is the source of this 1707-nucleotide messenger RNA. NCBI's taxonomy places the organism in Eukaryota, Metazoa, Arthropoda, Ostracoda, Podocopida, Cyprididae. The record is from the annotation of a GenBank genome assembly.